Brachypodium distachyon (stiff brome) is the source of this 2162-nucleotide messenger RNA. RefSeq names its product transcription factor E2FA. The record is from RefSeq and is a predicted model, not a curated record. Lineage: Eukaryota; Viridiplantae; Streptophyta; Magnoliopsida; Poales; Poaceae. The coding region runs from base 211 to 1623 and encodes 470 amino acids. Gene Ontology annotation, biological process: regulation of transcription by RNA polymerase II. The transcript has 14 exons. Gene Ontology annotation, cellular component: RNA polymerase II transcription regulator complex. Gene Ontology annotation, molecular function: DNA-binding transcription factor activity, RNA polymerase II-specific; protein dimerization activity; RNA polymerase II cis-regulatory region sequence-specific DNA binding.
CUCUCAUUCCCCCUUCCCCCUCUCUCUAUUCCCCUCCCCCUUUCCCACCUCCCUAACCCCACCCACCUCCCGCUGCCGCCGCCGCCGCCGCCGCCGGAACCCUAGCUCCGGCGAGCCCCCCGCCUACCUGCACCCUUCUCGGUCCCCGAAGCCGCGGAUCGCUCUCGGGAGCUGGGGGCCACGGAGCGCACGAUCGCGAGAUCGGGCCCCAUGUCGGGGGGCGGCAGGCCGCCGGCCGCGCAGAAGAUCCUGCAGUCGCUGCGUCCGCCCCCGGUGUUCUCCGCGCCCGCGCGCCCGCCCUUCGCCUCCCCCGACGACUACCACCGCUUCCCCGCGCCGACUCCCUCUUCUGCCACCGGCUCCGGCUCCGGCGGCAUCGGCGCCGGUGGUGUUGGUGCUGAUAUUGAGGAAGGACUUAUUAUACGGACGCCGUCCCCUCUUGUGCAGCUAAAAAGAAAAGCCGCACGUGAAGAAAAUGAUGCUUCUGAGUCAAGUGACUGUAUGAUUAUCAGCCCUGGAUUUACUGGCAAUAAACUACUCACUCCAGUGUCUGGAAAAGCUGUUAAGACUUCUAAAUCAAAGGCUAAGAAUAACAAAGCUGGGCCUCAGACACCAACACAAAAUGUUGGCUCACCACUCAAUCCAGCAACUCCUGGUACUUGCCGCUAUGACAGUUCAUUAGGACUUUUGACAAAAAAGUUCAUCACCUUGCUCAAGCAAGCUGAUGAUGGCAUUCUAGAUUUGAAUAAUGCUGCAGAAACACUAGAGGUUCAAAAGCGGCGCAUAUAUGACAUCACCAAUGUCCUUGAAGGAAUUGGUCUUAUAGAAAAGACGCUCAAGAACAGAAUUCGUUGGAAGGGGUUGGAUGAUUCAGGAGUUGAAUUAGAUAAUGGCCUUUCAGCUUUGCAGGCAGAAGUUGAAGAUCUUAAUCUGCAGGAGCAAGCCUUAGAUGAGCGUAUAAGCGAUAUGCGCGAAAAGCUGAGGGGGUUAACAGAAGAUGAGAACAGUCAAAGAUGGCUCUAUGUGACUGAAGAUGAUAUCAAGGGAUUACCCUGCUUUCAGAAUGAAACUUUAAUUGCAAUUAAAGCUCCUCACGGUACUACACUUGAAGUACCAGAUCCUGAUGAGGCCGGUGAUUAUCUCCAGAGGAGAUAUAGAAUCGUAUUAAGAAGUACAAUGGGCCCAAUAGAUGUUUACUUAGUCAGUCAAUUUGAUGAGGGAUUCGAGGAUUUGGGUGGUGCAGCAACACCUCCAAGACAUACAAAUGUGCCAACACACCGUCCUCCUGAAGACUUACAUACGACGAAUGCUGCACAAAGUAGCAAAUCAAUGGAUGUGGAGCAUAAUAUUCAGUACAGCCAGAAUACUCCACAUGAUCCUAGCUCUGCACAUGAUUUUGGUGGAAUGACAAGGAUUAUUCCUUCAGAUGUUAAUACUGAUGCAGAUUACUGGCUCCUAACAGAGGGGGAUGUUAGCAUUACCGAUAUAUGGAAAACAGCACAAGUGCAGUGGGACUCUGAUGUGUUUUUACCUGAAGACGUUAGCACCCCACGUGCACAUAAUCAGCAUCCAGUUGCGGUUGGUGAGUCACGGAUGCAGGUUCAGAGCAUGGAUCAACCUUAAGAUCAUGGGUGUAGAAAAGAUUGGAAACUUGACAUCUAGAAUGCUUGGAGCACGUCAGAAGUGAAAAGUGCUGAGAGCAAGGUGGUUUUCAGCAGAAUCUGCAUCUUCUAUAGGGAAGCCAGGGCAGCAAGUUCAGACUGAUACUGUUCCAAAUUCACAAUUUUUGUGGAGAUUGGUGGUGUCAACUAACUUAUCAAUCUGGUGCCCAGUUUGUUCUGGCACCGUGGUUCAGCCAAGCAAGCGUCCAACUGCAGAUUGGACCGUGCAUUCCGGCUGCUGUGCUCAUUCAGGCACCGCUCUAUUUAAUUUCUAACUGAAUAGUCAGUAGUGGCCUUGUGUUGUUCCGCUGGAAUCGUCACAAAGUUGGUGUAAGCAAUGCACGUAAUGGUGCAGUACUCAAGUUAUCCUUGUAACAACACAAAACAGUGGGUGAGAUGAUGUACCAAGCAGUCUCUGUACAAUUGUUCCAAACUCUCCCCCUCAUCUGGGGAAUUUUAUGCUCAGGAAGUUACUGCAAUCUAAUUGAGGGUGUUCACAAA